AUGGCUCAUCAACUGAUCCCCUUUGUGCGAGAAGAACACAAGGACCAGAAACUCUGUGAGGCAGCGAAUCUCUUGGAUUUUUAUGGCAAAUGUCCCCACAGCAGUUUCCUGAGAAUGAAGAUUUUGACACUGUUUAAUUUCAUCCUUGCAAAUUGUUUAAUAAUGGCCACUGGUAACUCGACUCUACAGAGUUGUUUUCAAGAGCAGCUGAGGCUCAAGGCCCAGGUGAGACUUCUGGAGUAUCGUGUGAAACAGCAGCAGGUAAAAAUUGUGCGGCUCUUACAGGAGAAGGAGAUUCAAUACCGUGACAAUGGAGAUGAAAACAGUGUUAUUGACCUGGGAGAAAAAAGACAAUACGCAGCAGAUUGUGCAGAGAUCUACAACGAUGGACAUAAACGCAGUGGAUUUUACAAGAUGAAACCUCUCCAGAGCCCAAGUGCGUUCCUCGCCUACUGUGACAUGUCAGAAGGGGGAGGCUGGACUGUUUUUCAGAGACGUUCUGAUGGCAGCCAGAAAUUUGAUAGAGUCUGGGAUGACUAUGAACAAGGUUUUGGAAAUUUUGUUUUGAGAAAUGGUGAAUACUGGCUUGGAAAUAAAAAUCUUCACUAUCUCACCGAUCAAGGAAACUAUACCCUAAGAAUCGAUCUCUCUGAUUUCGAAGGAGUACGUCGAUUUGCACAAUAUAAAAGCUUCAGAGUUGCUGAUGAAGAGAGCUCAUACCAGCUGAGCUGUGGCGAAUACUCUGGCACAGCUGGUGACUCCCUUACUGGGGGGUUUCACCCUGAAGUGAAAUGGUGGGCUGAUCACCGAGGAAUGAAAUUUAGUACACAAGACAGAGACAAUGACAACUAUGAAGGGAAUUGUGCUGAGGAGGACACAGCUGGCUGGUGGUUUAACAGGUGUCACACUUCCAACCUGAAUGGUGUGUACUACAAAGGACCUUAUACAGCAAAGACAGACAAUGGAAUUGUUUGGUACACAUGGCAUGGGUGGUGGUAUUCUCUGAAAUCUGUUGUCAUGAAGGUCAGACCAGCAGACUUUGAACCCAAUGUUGUUUAA
Molecule: messenger RNA, 1059 nt
Organism: Emys orbicularis (European pond turtle)
Lineage: Eukaryota; Metazoa; Chordata; Testudines; Emydidae
Gene: FGL1
Product: fibrinogen like 1
Exons: 8
Coding region: 1-1059 (352 amino acids)
Biological process (GO): blood coagulation
Source: RefSeq, a predicted model, not a curated record